CUCGGAUCGAGCACGUUUUAUCUGCAUAAAUCCAUAGACCUAAUAAGCUUUAUUUCUUUUGUCAAACUUAAGUUAUCAUCUUUACAUUAAAAAUGAAUUUAGUUGGAACACGAAUGUGUGUUUUAGCCAACCGAACAAUACUGGGAAGCAGGGAAUUCGUCACCACAAAGUCACAGUGUGGAGCGGCAAAUUACUGUCAUCCAGCGGCGGCACGCAUGAAGAGCCCCGGAGCUUCGGCGUAUUUCAGUGGUAACUAUCGCUGUACUUCGUCUAUUGCUAGCCUGUGUGGAUGCGAAUGCACGAGGGCGAGGAGUGUGAAAAAUGUUGAUGCAAUGGCAAUUAAAUCAUAUCAUUGCACCAAUUUGACCACCAGGUUUGACACAAAAUACUCUCGAUCAAGAUCGAGGUAUUCAGACUUUUGGAGACUGGGCAAAGUAAAUCCUGAUCAAGAUUUAACUUGUUUGGAAUGUAGGUCUAGUAAUGUCAAUGAAUUGAACAGCAAAAUCGAUUUCAGUGGACCUAGUAAAGUAGAAAAUCAGUUCAAAGUUCAAAGUUGCUUGAGGAAUGAUUUGGUUUUAUCAUAUCUACCUCAAAGAAUGUGUAAGUCUGGAACUUUUCAUCCAUUCACAUCAGGUGCCAAGUACUCUGUUGAUAAUCUCCAAUUAAUAAGUCCAGGAAUUAGUGGAGCUAGGAAAGUAAACAAGUGUCACAAUUUGACGGUAUGGAGGACCUUCAGAGCUUAUUCUGGUUGUUUUGCAAAGGAUAGCAAUGACAGCAAAGACGGUUUGGUUGAUGAGGAGCUCCAUGAGGAAGGAAUUGAGGAAUGGAUCCAUCCUGAUGAUAGAUCAGAUUUAAUCUUAAAUAAAGAUGCAGAGUUGAAGUCCUUGCUGCGUGAGCUUGCAUCAGACUUUGGAAAGGAGGCACUACAGGGUGCAGACGAUCCAGAAAACAGGACAACUGAAAAUAUGGAAGAUGAGUCCAAGUCUGGAACCAAGCUGGAGGGAGAUGUGAAGAUGAAGACAUUUGAUACUGAAGGACUUGAAACAUUUGAACCAAUCAGUGCUGAAAGAGAAGAACAGCGUGAGAAGAAGUUUGUAUUAAGCAUCGAUGAUCUUGUCUCCAUUCUGAGAGACGAGAAUGCCCAAGACAUCUGUGUCAUUAACAUCCCCAAGAAGAAACAAUAUGUUGACUACUUUGUGGUUGUGACCGGUAGAUCUCCUAGACAUCUUAAGGCAAUGGCUCUCCAUAUCAAUCAACAGUAUAAAUCCAGAAAGUCCCGAGAGGAUCCUUUUGUUCUGGUGGAAGGGGAAGGCACAGAUGACUGGAUAUGCGUCGACUUUGGUAAUAUUGCGCUGCAUAUAAUGUCAGAGGAGACUAGAGAGUUCUACGAGCUUGAGAAGCUGUGGACCCUUGGACCUGAAUAUGAUGACCAGCUCAGACGACUGAAGGAACAUGAGAUCAAGGUGCAAGAGACUCUGGACAGUGUGGAUGUUGGAAGGACAAGCAACAAGGAACAGGAGGGGAAUGAUGAUGGCAAACCAGUUCUAUCAUUUGCUAGAUGAAGCUGCCCGGGAAGACAAUUUGGACUGUAUGGAUAUGAUAUGACAAGGAUUGGUAGAGGUACUUUGGACUGGAUAAGAAUGGGAUUUCUGUUGAGAAUCAUGUGCCUGUGGAGUCUACUGAUAUUCAAGUAAUUAAUACAAAAUGUCAAUAAUUCAAGCUAACUUAUAAUUAAGUGGUAAUAAGGACCACAACAAAGACUAUUACGGUAUGCAAUUUAUACAUGGUAUAGAGGAUUGCAAUUCAGAUACGAUUAAAAUUGUCAAGGUAAUCUGAUAUUUCUUCUCAGUGAUCUUUUCAGAGCUAAAUGUUUUUGUAGUGUUUUUUUGUUAAGCUCUAGUGUAUAUUCUUCCCCACUGUGUACAGUUUGCACUCCUCAGGACAACACCAACAACCAGGGGUGGUGAUUUCUUUUCAUGACGGGGGGGGGGGGGACAAAAUGUGGGAUUUUCUACAAUAUUUACUAGUACAUUUUGAAGGAGAGUAUGCGAGGAAGCGUAACGACUGAGCGAGAAGAUUUUUUGCAUUUUUAUUAGUCUAUACGCUCCACUCCUGGGCCAUCCAGAACUUCAAGUUGUACAUGCCCCCCCCC
Strongylocentrotus purpuratus (purple sea urchin) is the source of this 2152-nucleotide messenger RNA. RefSeq lists its product as uncharacterized. Gene Ontology annotation, biological process: negative regulation of ribosome biogenesis; negative regulation of translation. Lineage: Eukaryota; Metazoa; Echinodermata; Echinoidea; Camarodonta; Strongylocentrotidae. Gene Ontology annotation, molecular function: ribosomal large subunit binding. The transcript has 4 exons. Gene Ontology annotation, cellular component: mitochondrion. The record is from RefSeq and is a predicted model, not a curated record. The coding region runs from base 93 to 1562 and encodes 489 amino acids.